Messenger RNA from Dacryopinax primogenitus, 765 nucleotides. RefSeq names its product MFS general substrate transporter. Gene Ontology annotation, cellular component: plasma membrane. Gene Ontology annotation, molecular function: allantoate transmembrane transporter activity; dipeptide transmembrane transporter activity. NCBI's taxonomy places the organism in Eukaryota, Fungi, Basidiomycota, Dacrymycetes, Dacrymycetales, Dacrymycetaceae. The record is from RefSeq and is a predicted model, not a curated record. Gene Ontology annotation, biological process: tripeptide transport; allantoate transport; dipeptide transport. The transcript has 5 exons. Bases 1 to 765 code for a protein of 254 amino acids.
AUGGCAGACAUCGAAACGACUCUUGAGAAAGAUGCUCUCCGUGACAUAGUUCCAGAGAGCAACGUGGACGUUAAGGACGCCGACGAAGCAUUCCAGAUCGUGAAGAAUGAGCAUUCGCGGGUCACUCUCAAUCCGCAAGAAGAACGACAUCUUCUGUGGAAGAUUGAUCUACAUCUCAUGCCGCUGUUAAUGGCCCAGCAAUUCCUAGACAAGACCACAUUGUCGUACAGCUCCAUUAUGGGCAUCCAAGCACAGGAUCAUCUCGUCGGUCAAGACUAUAGCUGGCCCGGCACCAUCUUUUACUUUGGAUACCUGUUCUGGGAGUAUCCAGCCAACCUCCUCAUGCAGCGCCUCCCACUUGCAAAGUAUACUGCGGCCAACGUCAUUAUAUGGGGAGCCGUCCUCACGUGUAUGGCGGCUGCGAAAGACUCUGACGGCCUGAUGGUCGUGAGAUUUUUCCUGGGCGUGUUUAAAGCAUCUGUCACACCCGGCUUUGUUUUAUCCACCUCGCAAUGGAUGGUCUCGCUAAGCGAGAUCGUCUUCGUGCUCACCGGCCUUGUUACCGCACUCUUCGGUGUCCUCCUGCUGAUGUUCAUGCCCGACUCGCCCAUCACCGCGCGGUUUCUCACCCACAGGGAGAAGGAAAUGGCGAUCGAAAGGAUCCGAGUUAACAACCAGGGCGUUGGAAACAGAUAUUUUAAGUCAUAUCAGUUCCGUGAAGCAUUAACUGACAUCAAGGCGAGCUUUGUAUCGAUUAUUCCCUGA